AGGGAAGCCAUUUUGCUGCUAUGCCUGUGCUACAUGUCCAGAUGGAAUGUUUUCAAACCAGAAAGGAACCACAGAAGGAAGGAGAGGAAUGAGAUAAACACGUUUGGUUUCAGGCCAUCUGCUACUCAAGUUGCAUCACGGAGACUAAAAUUGCUCAACAAUUUAUCACCCAUCAUCAGAUACAUCAGAAACCCUUCUCAGGAGAAGAUCAACAUUCCAGGGGUGAUGACAAAGUUCUACCAACACAUUCUGGCUUUUGUAUUUGCCAUUGAUGAGAUCAAUGAAGAUCCCGCAAUCUUGCCCAACAUCACUCUUGGCUUCCACAUCCAGGAAAGCUACAGUGAUCCAAGGAUGACCUAUCGCACCACUUUAGAUUUGCUUUUCAACUCACAGCAGUUCGUGCCCAACUACCAGUGUGGCGCUGAAAAAAAUGUUGUAGGCGUCAUUGGUGCACUGAGCUUUGAAACCUCCUCAUGCAUGGCAGACAUUCUGGGUCCUUACAAGAUUCCACAGCUUUCAUAUGGCUCCUUCAUACCCAUGAAUGAUCAGCACAAUCUGCAUUCUUUUUACCGCAUGGUCCCCAAUGAAGCCCUGCAAUACCAAGGACUUGUCCAGUUACUUCUCCAUUUCCAGUGGACGUGGGUGGGGCUCAUGGCUACAGAUGAUGGUGGUGGAGACCAGUUCUUGAGAAACAUGGAGCCCCUACUUGUGCAGAACUGGAUCUGCUCAGAAUUCACAAGAAGGGUGGCAGUAACUUGGUACAUAAAAGACGACUUAAACGAAAUGGUCCAUAUAGUAUGGAAUCAUGUGGAAUACAUACUGGGAAGCAAAGCCAAUGCCAUGGUAAUCCAUGGAGGAGCUUCAGCCAUUACAUGGCUGGGAUGUCUUCUUUAUGCAAGUUCUUUAGCUCAGCAAGUAUUUCCUCAGUAUAAGAGGAGGCUCUCCUCAGCAAAAGUAUGGAUCACAACAGCACAAAUUGAUUUCUUUGUAAGUGGUUUGGGAACACUUAGUGGAUUUGACAUACAAAUGCUUCAUGGUGCCCUCUCCUUUACCAUUCCUUCCAAGGAACCUGAAGGCUUUCAAGAGUUUCUAGAGCUUGUCAAACCUUCUUGGGACAAUGAAGAUGGCUUUAUUGAUCUUUUUUGGGAAUAUGCAUUUCUUUGUUUAACUUCAAGUUCUCUUCUGAGUUUCCGUGGUGGAAGAUGUAGAGGAAAUGAGAGUUUGGAGACCCUUCCUCGAUCCAUUUUUGAAUUGAGCAUGAGUGGCCACAGCUACAGUGUCUACAAUGCGGUCUACACUAUUGCUCAUGCUUUACACAGCUUGUCCUCAGCUACACCCAACCACAGAGGAAUAGUAAGUGAAGACAGAGCAUCUCUUCAGGGUGUACAGUCCUGGCAGUUGCAUUCAUUCAUUCAGAAGACUUCAUUCAACAACAGUGCAGGAGAGGAAAUUACGUUUAACCAACAUGGAGAAUUAGAAGGAGGAUUUGACAUUACAAACUUGGUCACUUUCCCUAAUCGGUCCUAUAACAGAGUCAAAGUGGGAAGGAUAGAACAUCAAGUUUCUUCAGAGAAAAGAUUCACCAUGGAUCAGGACAAAAUUGAAUGGAACAGAAAAUUGAAGCAGGAAACUCCUGGUUUUCCUCUCUUCAAUCGCAUAGCUUGUCCCAACCACAGAAAAGUCGACCAUGAGUUGCCAUUGGGAAUGAAGGAUCUGUGUCCUCUCUAG
Molecule: messenger RNA, 1728 nt
Organism: Varanus komodoensis (Komodo dragon)
Lineage: Eukaryota; Metazoa; Chordata; Lepidosauria; Squamata; Varanidae
Product: vomeronasal type-2 receptor 26-like
Exons: 7
Coding region: 34-1728 (564 amino acids)
Biological process (GO): G protein-coupled receptor signaling pathway
Cellular component (GO): membrane
Molecular function (GO): G protein-coupled receptor activity
Source: RefSeq, a predicted model, not a curated record